AGUAAUACGGAGAAAGUAGAUAAGACCAGAUCGGAGGGCAUGAUUGUGUUUUAGCCACACAAAUUCUCGGCAGCUAGCAAGAACACUUCAUACAUGUGUUUCAGGGCAUGAACAUUGAACUCCCUCUAUAUAUGGGGACCUUAUUUCCUUAGCAAGCACAUUAGACAUAGAAUAAUAAGAGAAAAUUAAUUAAGAUGAGCAAGGAUAGCAUUCACGUUGUAAUGGUUCCAUGGUUAGCAUUUGGUCAUUUGAGUCCAUUUUUACAACUGUCCAUAGCCUUAGCCAAAGAAGGAGUUCAUGUCUCUUUCAUUUCCACUCCCAGGAACAUUAAGAGACUCCCAAAAGUUCCUGCUAACCUAGCACCACUAGUAAAUCUAGUGGAAUUUCCACUGCCAUCACUCAAUAACAACCUCUUGCCCGCUGAUGCUGAGGCAACUUUCGAUCUUCCUACUGACAAAGUUCAGUACUUAACAGUAGCUUAUGAUCUCCUUCAGGAGCCCAUCAGACACUUCAUUACACGUGAAAGACCCGAUUGGAUCAUUGUUGAUUUUAGCCCCUAUUGGAUGGCUGAAAUCGCUAGAGAUCUGGAUAUCCCCAUGAUUCAAUUUAGUAUGUUCACUGCUGCCGCCUUACAAUUUUUCGGGCAGCUUGAUUCUGGUAAUGACGAGAUUCAGAAAGAAUCAAAGCCAUUGCACGAACUUCUCCUAUCACCACCAAAAUGUGGGGAUUUCCAAUCAACGGUUGCUUACCGGAAGUACGAAGUGGCAGAACUAUUUGCUACAAUUGCUGCAGAGAAUGCUUCGGGCAAAUCAUCUUUAGAACGUGAAGGCAUAGUGGGAAAUGCUAGUAGAGCUAUGGUUCUCCGUACAUGUACUGAAUUUGAAAGUGAAUACUUAGUACAACCUAGAAACUAUACAAAGCCACUAAUUCCUGUGGGAUUGCUACUACCGGAUGAAUUACCAAUGGAGGAAAGAAAUCUUGCUCAGGAACCAUGGCAGAAGAUCUCCAAAUGGCUAAACGAACAAAAACCAAGAUCGGUGGUGUUCGUGGGAUUCGGAAGUGAAUGCAGAUUUAGCAAGACUCAAGUAUAUGAAAUAGCAAACGGGAUACAACUCUCAGGGCUACCAUUUAUGUGGAUUUUACAGAAGCCUCGUUGGGCUCUGAACGACAUUGAUGCAUUGCCAUCAGGCUUUGGUGCAGCAACCGACGGGAGAGGGUUGGUGCACAUUGGUUGGGCACCACAAAAGGAAAUUCUUGCUCAUCCGGCUAUUGGUGGAUCCCUGUUUCAUGCAGGAUGGGGUUCAGCCAUUGAAACUUUACAAUAUGGUCAUGUUCUCGUUGUGUUGCCUUUUGUUUUUGACCAGGGAUUGAAUGCAAGAAUGCUAGUAGAAAAAGGUGUCGCGGUUGAAGUGAAGAGAAACGAAGAAGAUGGAUCUUUUAGUGGAAAUGACGUAGCAUUGUCAUUAAGAGAAGCCAUGGUUUUGGAGGAGGGGGAAGAACUUAGAGCUCGAGCAAGAAAAGCUGUUGCUAUUUUUGGAGAUCGAAAACUUCAAGACUCCUAUGUUAAGAACUUUGUCGAGUACUUGAAAAAUUACCGUGGGACGACGAGUGUUUAAACAACCAUCAGAAAAUUAGAAUUACUACCGUCUGUGCUCAACACAUGUCAAUGUAAUAGUAGUAAUCCCUCCGUCCCAAAUUAUGUAUAAUUAUUUCCUUUUUAAUUCGUCCCAAAAUAAGUAUCACCUUUUCUUAUUUAACAAUUUUUUAAAGGCA
This is a messenger RNA of Capsicum annuum, 1773 nucleotides long. RefSeq names its product putative UDP-rhamnose:rhamnosyltransferase 1. Lineage: Eukaryota; Viridiplantae; Streptophyta; Magnoliopsida; Solanales; Solanaceae. Gene Ontology annotation, molecular function: UDP-glycosyltransferase activity. The record is from RefSeq and is a predicted model, not a curated record. The transcript has a single exon. The coding region runs from base 195 to 1616 and encodes 473 amino acids.